Molecule: messenger RNA, 729 nt
Organism: Colletotrichum navitas
Lineage: Eukaryota; Fungi; Ascomycota; Sordariomycetes; Glomerellales; Glomerellaceae
Exons: 1
Coding region: 363-542 (59 amino acids)
Source: RefSeq, a predicted model, not a curated record
CCACUCAUUAUAUAGAUAGAAGGGAUAUUCCCAUAUUCCUACAUUCCAUAUACUCAUUAAUCCAUUUCAUUGACUUCCUACCUUUGUAUAAGCCUGUCAGCUGCUGCCCAACAGUCAUGAGCCCAGUUGUCUUUCGGACCACUGGAUGCUCUCAAUAGCUUCGCACAGUCAAUACCCCUGACCUAUCGGUAUCACCAGCAACCCAGGUAGGCUCCUGGUCAAUCCUCGAGUAUCCAUCCUGUUGUCCAGCUGCAAGACAUAACAGCCAGUCAAUAUGUCUACCAAUCAGUCAACUAUUCGUCUGAAAGGUCAAUCUGACUGGCCAGACUGGUACACCUUCAUCAGGAUGAACGCCAAGUCGAAUGGGGUAUGGCAGUUCUGUGACCCAGACUCUGAUGAGGUCCUUUGUCAACCUAUCAGACCUAACAGACCUGCCAACCCAACCACCGAGCAGAUUACUCUAUUCGAAGCAGAUAGUAGAGUAUAUGUUGAAGAGCUCAAGCAGUAUGAGCGCAGGACUCAUGCGCUUCAGAAAACCAUGAGGGACAUCACUACUAUCAUCGAGAUGACCAUGCUGUCCUGGCUAGUAGACGCUGAUACCCCUCGUGUAGCACUGAGAUGUCUGAAAAACAGAUAUCAGCGAACUCCUGAGGCAGAAAAGAUGCUUGCCUACAGGACCUAUAGGGACCACUUGACCAGAAUAAAGAGGUCUAACACGCGCCGAGAAGC